Molecule: messenger RNA, 2209 nt
Organism: Cottoperca gobio
Lineage: Eukaryota; Metazoa; Chordata; Actinopteri; Perciformes; Bovichtidae
Gene: gpr183a
Product: G protein-coupled receptor 183a
Exons: 2
Coding region: 182-1318 (378 amino acids)
Biological process (GO): G protein-coupled receptor signaling pathway
Cellular component (GO): membrane
Molecular function (GO): G protein-coupled receptor activity; oxysterol binding
Source: RefSeq, a predicted model, not a curated record
GUUACUGGUAGCAGAUACGGAUCUUGAUUUCUGUGUGUCAUUCAGGAGCGAGUAGUUGUAGUGCUGUCAGGACAUCCCUUAUAAUUCAGACACAAGACGUGUCCUCUGGAUCAAUGUGACUUCAACAAAUCCUUUGAAAAGCAUAUUCCAUCUGUGAGUUACUGGUUCCUUAAAUAUCAAGAUGAGCUCCACAGCUGUGCCAGUGGCCGACACCGCCUCACCCACCAACAAUGACUCUAAUAAGAUGACCUGUGACACCCUGUACGCCCAUCGGGACUAUGCCAGGGUCCUCAUGCCUCUUUUCUAUUGCAUUGUGUUCUUGGUGGCGCUGCUCGGUAACAGCCUCGCCCUCCAUGUCAUCCGUCCCAAUCUGAAGAAAAUCAACUCCACCACCUUGUACUCUCUCAACCUGGUCAUCUCUGACAUCCUCUUCACCCUCUCUCUGCCUUUGAGGAUUAUCUACUAUGCUAUGGGCUUCCACUGGCCUCUGGGCGAAGCGCUGUGCAAGAUUUCCGGCCUCAUCUUCUACAUCAACACCUACGCCGGGGUCAAUUUCAUGACCUGUCUCAGUGUAGACCGUUUCAUAGCCGUGGUCCUGCCUCUGCGUUUUGCGCGACUCAGGAAGGUCAGUAAUGUGCGUUACAUUUGUGUUGGUGUGUGGCUGCUGGUCCUGGCACAGACCCUCCCCCUCAUGGGCAUGCCUAUGACCAACAAGGAACCGGAUGGCUUCAUCACCUGCAUGGAAUACCCCAACUUCGAGAAGGUCGACAACGUUGCCACUAUACUGAUUGGUGCCGUCUUCCUCGGUUAUAUCAUACCUUUGGUGACCAUCCUUGUGUGUUACUCCAUCCUGUGCGCCAAACUCCGCUUCACAGCCAAGUCCAACCAACUGAUGGAAAAGUCUGGCCGGAGCCGCAAGGCCAUCGGUGUGAUCUGCUGCGUAUCCCUCGUGUUCAUCAUCUGUUUCAGCCCCUAUCACAUCGACAUCCUGCAGUACAUGAUCCGCAAGCUGGUGUCGAGCCCUGAUUGCGCCGAUCUCACGGCCUUCCAGGUGUCACUGCACAUCACCGUGUGUCUGAUGAACCUAAACUCCUGUUUGGAUCCUUUUAUCUACUUCUUUGCCUGCAAGGGCUACAAGAGGAAACUCUGUAAGCUGCUGAGGCUACAGGUCAGCAUGUCCUUCUCCAGUGCAGUGAGGACAUCGCCUGAAGGCUCCUCCAAGGAUAUUAUCGAUGGCAACAAGAUCCAACUCAACAGUUCUUUUCUAGGUACAACCAGUGAGAGACACACAGAGAGGAGCUACCACCUGGAAGAGUGAACGAGAGAAGUGAGGCAGCUGUUACACAAGAUGAGAGGACCUUUUUCACGUAGGCCUACUCUAAUCAAAACCAGUUAAAUAAUGUCUCAAGCUAAUUGGUUUGAACAUUGAAAUGGACUCAUGCCAACACGGACUCAACCAAUAACUAUUUUUGACAAGAUCAGAAAAGGUUUUUAAAAGAACAUUAACAGAAUGAACGAACAUCCAGCACUUCCUAUAUUUACUUAUUUUUAUUUGCAUCUGUGAAUUUCUCCGAUUACUGCAGCUAAGGAGAGGAUAGUUUUCCACAAGGCAUGCUUGUCUCCGGCCCAUAGACUGAACGCGGAUGAGGAAGAGUCUGAAGGGGAGCAUGUUGACACAUACGUAGCCACAUUCAAAUAUCUAUUGACUGGAAAAGCAGUGAGUGCUUAGCUCAUGUACAGUAUGUGAAGAGUAAAGCAGCAUAUCUCACCUGAAAAGUACUUCUUUAAGAGAAGAACGUAAUGUUUUCAACCGGAAAAUUACCUCGACAUCUGAUCCCAUCCUCGCACUGUUAUUUACAUGAACUGAGAUGUUAAGCUAGAAGUAAAGAUGAGUUUCAUUCUCAAAUGACUCACAAUCUCAGGGGGUUUUUAGCCUCAAGUUUCAGUUCGGCAUUUAGUUGUGAUAUCUCAGGACACUGUAUAACUGCUUUCCAAUUGAAUUGAUCUUAAUUGGUUGGAAAAGCACAACAUGUUUGUAUGUUUUAACAUUCAUUUAAAGUGGGUGUGGUUCAUGAUGUCAUUUAAUUCCCUGUGGAGUUUUCUUGUAAACAUACAGAAGUUAUGUUCACCAUAAUGCAUUGUGUGUAUCCUUGAGGUCUAACAAAUGUGUUGAGUGCACUCCAUCCCUCAUUAAACAUUUGCAAAGCUA